UAUUUGUGUGAUCCUUUUCGGGGGAAGUUGUGAUCUUGUAUCUUAAAAAAUUUCGGCUGAGAACUGUGCUCUCGAUUCGAUUCCGGCCUCCAUUGAGGCGGGUGUGGGUGCAUCGUGGUCCGGAAUUGAUUUUUAUUUGCUCAAGUGAUAUCUGAUCAAGAGAGUCCGCGACUGUUCGAGUGUUGCAUACAUUUCCUCGGUACUUUUACAUAAUAUCCCACAACCAAUUGCGGGCGUCCUGUUCGAACGCAUCGGCCUUUGAGCCGGGGUGGUGUUUUUAAAUCAUUCAACGUCGAAAGAAGAGACAAAGUGAGUUCUUAAAGGACAAGCACAUAGUGAUACAAUUGUAAAAAAAAUAGUGGACAGUGAUUUCAAAAGAGUGUAUAAAAAACAAAUAUCGAAGGAAGUUUCUGGCAAAGAAGAUGAGUCUCAAGCUGGACCCCAACAACGAUCUGGCGAUGGUGGAGGAGAAACCCAGCGGCAACACUCCGGUGAUGGAGUUCUACAGCGGGAAGAACGUUCUGAUCACCGGGGGGACCGGAUUUAUUGGGCGGCUGCUCAUCGAGAAGCUGUUGAGAAUCAACGUCCGUCAGAUCAUCCUGCUGUCGCGACCGAAGAAGGGCAAAAACGUGCAGCAACGAUGUGACGAACUGUUUGGCAGCGUGGUGUUCAUGAAUCUCAAGAAAGACUAUCCGACCUUCAUGGACCGAGUGAAGAUUUUGGAUGCGGAUCUACAGCUCCCGCGGGUUGGCCUAUCGGAUGAUUCCAUCGACUACAUCGUCAAAAACACACAGAUCGUAUUCCACGCCGCUUCCGAUGUACGGUUCGAUCAGGCCUUGAAAAAAGCCAUCGAGGUCAAUGUGAGAGGAACGCGAGACCUUCUCAGAAUAUGUGAAAAAAUUAUGAACUUGGAGGUAUUCAUCUACAUUUCAACGGCUUACUCGAACUGUCCAAACGAAACAAUCCGGGAGGAAUUCUACACGCCACCGUCGGAUCCGGAGAAGAUGAUCCAACUGGUGGAGGUAAUGGACGAACAUUUUGAGGAGCACAUGAACAAGACUGUCAACGAUUUCAUCGCCCCGUGGCCCAAUACCUAUGUCUACACCAAGGCCCUGACCGAGGACAUCGUGCGGCAAUUUGGGGAACGGAUGCCAGUUGGUGUCCUGCGGCCAUCGAUCAUCAUUGCAACUAACGAAGAACCAAUCAGUGGAUGGACUGAUAAUAUCUACGGCUUAAAUGGAGUCAUUGCUGGAAUCGCUCUGGGAAUUAUUCGUGUGAUGAAUGUUGCUGACAAUAAUGCAGCUGAUAUCAUUCCGGCCGAUACAGUUGUCAAUGGAGUUUUGGCCGCCUGUUGGGAAACUUACUUGGAAAGGAAAACGGAAUCAUUCGUUGAAAUUAAAGAUGCCAACAGCAACGUGGAAACGAUACCCAAGGCAAGAACCAAAAUUUACAACUGUGUUACGGGAGACGAUAAUCCAAUUUCGUAUCAACGCAUCUACGACUACUCCAUUGAGGUGGGGAGACAUUGCCCGGCUAAGCGAUCGCUUUGGAUUGUCUGCCACAAUACCACCACCAACAGGUUUAUGUACGAAUAUAUGAAAUUCCUGUACCAUCUAGUGCCCGCCUUCCUGAUCGAUACCUAUCUGCGACUGAUCGGAAGGACCCCACGAGUGAUGGACCUGUACAGAAAAGUUCACAAAUUCGCCGCCGUCAUUUCGUACUUCGCUAAUGGAAAAUGGAAUUUCGAGAAGAGCAACAUGAGAUCACUGAUUGAACAUCUAACACCCGAAGAUCAAGUAAUGUUCCCCUGUGAUGUGAGCAAGUUGGUGUGGCCGGACUUCUUCUGGAACUACAUCCACGGACUGCGGAGGCACAUCGCUAAUGAACCCAAUGACAACAUGGAUGAAGCCCGAAAACGCCAUAAAAAACUGCAGAUCAUCCAUUACUUCAUCGUGGCCGGAUACUAUCUAUUUUGGAUAGGUCUAGCCUAUCUUCUGUUCAAAUGGAUGCUGUUCUAGGACCUUGCGCUUGUUUGUUACAAAACUGCUCAGUCGGAUUCGUUCGGAUUUAAAAGAACUUACUACUGAAUCCAGCCGCUUUUUGGUGAGAUUUGGCUUUGGCUGUUUUUUUGUUUUGGUCUUCCUGAAGAUGAUAUUCUGAUGUGAAUCUCUCAUCGAAGCUGCUGGAACUCAUGCUCAAUUUUAGAAACCGUACAAAGAAACGACCCGAGAAGAAGCUUUAAUGGGCACUUGUACAUUUUAUCAGCUGCUGUAGCCUUAAGCCUUUUUCCCUGAUUUCCCUUGCUAGUUUGUAAGUUUAAGUUUACCAAGGUGUUGAUGAGCUACCCUACUUACUUAUGUACUUAUGUAUACAUGUAAGGUUUACUUCUUCCGAAACUUGCUUCGGCCGGACCAGUCGAAUCUUGAUGUAAUAAAUGUUAAAUUAUUAUUAUUUUUUCCAAGAA
Molecule: messenger RNA, 2464 nt
Organism: Uranotaenia lowii
Lineage: Eukaryota; Metazoa; Arthropoda; Insecta; Diptera; Culicidae
Product: fatty acyl-CoA reductase wat-like
Exons: 9
Coding region: 423-2018 (531 amino acids)
Biological process (GO): long-chain fatty-acyl-CoA metabolic process
Cellular component (GO): peroxisome
Molecular function (GO): alcohol-forming very long-chain fatty acyl-CoA reductase (NADP+) activity
Source: RefSeq, a predicted model, not a curated record